Messenger RNA from Carassius auratus (goldfish), 838 nucleotides. Its product is annotated as small integral membrane protein 28-like. The transcript is spliced from 2 exons. NCBI's taxonomy places the organism in Eukaryota, Metazoa, Chordata, Actinopteri, Cypriniformes, Cyprinidae. The coding region runs from base 260 to 787 and encodes 175 amino acids. The record is from RefSeq and is a predicted model, not a curated record.
GCUGUGCGCAUCACAAAUCCCCAAAUGAUUGCCUUUCGGGUCUUUUUUCGCCUCGUGCCAUUGGCUGACCACUGGCCUGAUUUCCACUGAUCUGCAUGUGCGAGCAUGUGAGACAGUACUUAACACACACAAACUCUGGCUCUCACACUCACAUUCAGAGAGACACAAGAUGCAGCUGUUAUCCUACUGCGCUCUUUAGACCGCUGCUGGCCUGACUCUCUCAUCCUUCAUCAGCCGACGCUCUUCUGUCAGCAGAAGCAUGCAACGAUUGCUGGACAGCAGCUGGAUAAAGUUUGGACCUGCUGGAAGAGAUGACUGGGUGUCUGGGUCCCCAUCGCCGCCUACCGCAGAACAACGACCACAGGGUUACCACUGGAAUGAGCUGUCGAGCCAAAACGACGGGAAAUCGGAGCUUCUCCUGUACAUCAUCCUCCCGCUCGUCACGCUCCUCGUGUUCGGUGCCGUGUUCGUCCUCGUUUACCGGAGGUUCAGGCAGAACAAGCUCGGACUGGCCAACAUCAUCGCGCUGGACCUGCAGGACCCGGAGCGCAACGCCGAGAUCCUGUCGUCACUCACCGGGAACGCGGAGCGGCUGAACAGCACGAGCUCGGACAUGUCUGACGGGGUGUUCCUCAUGGUUUACCUCCCGCCGCCCUACGAGGACACGCUGACCAAGAUCACGCGAGCCGCGAGCCUCAGCAGCGGGAAAGACGUCGAGUCCAUCACGAUCGAAGACCUCGAGGCCAAACUGUGUCCAGAGCUCGUGUCCAGCGGGGAGUUCGUCUGAGAAGCAAAGAAGACGCUUACUAAAGAGACUCCGGGGCUAUGUCACAGAGCC